This is a messenger RNA of Ahaetulla prasina, 1472 nucleotides long. RefSeq names its product NAD(P)(+)--arginine ADP-ribosyltransferase 2-like. Bases 57 to 821 code for a protein of 254 amino acids. The transcript has 4 exons. The record is from RefSeq and is a predicted model, not a curated record. NCBI's taxonomy places the organism in Eukaryota, Metazoa, Chordata, Lepidosauria, Squamata, Colubridae. Gene Ontology annotation, molecular function: NAD+ poly-ADP-ribosyltransferase activity; NAD+-protein-arginine ADP-ribosyltransferase activity.
GUUUCUAUUGCUUUAUCACGCCGUUGCAAACAGACCAGAGCCGCAUAGGAGUUGCCAUGAAGACGCCAAUCAUCCAGAUGGCCCUGGCCUUGUGCCUGAUCGGAUUCUUCACAGGACCUUUGCAGGUCUUGUCUCUCCAAAAGAUUCCGCUCGACAUGGCCAAGAAUUCUGUGGAUGACCAGUACCUUGGCUGCAACCCCAUGAGAGAGCUGAAGCUGCAGCAGCCAGGAUAUCUUCCCAUACCCCAAGAAUAUAGGGCAACCUGGGAAAAGGCCCAAUGGCACUGGGCCAAACUUAGCCAAACCAUCGGCUACUUAAAUCCAGUCUAUGGCACUGCAGUUGUGGCUUACACAAUGGCUAGCAGCCUGUACAGUGAUUUCAACUGGGCGGUACACAAAGCCGGGAAAUCCCAAUACUCAUACAACCAAUUUGCCUUCAAGGACUUCCACUUCCUCCUCACGAAGGUAGUAAAAGCCAGGAAGAUUCCGGGCAAGUGCUACAAUGUCUUCCGCGGGGUAAAAGGCAUUCGUUUCAACGUCCGCUUCAGACAGAUUGUCCGCUUCGGGCAGUUUGCUUCCACAUCUCUGGUCAAAGAUGUGGCCCAAAAAUUUGGCGAGGAUACCUUCUUCUCCAUCAAGACCUGCCACGGAGUGCCCAUUCACGACCUCUCAUACUACCCAUCCGAAAUGGAAGUUCUUAUCCCGCCCUAUGAGAAGUUCGUCGUGAUCUACCACGGGAAGGGCCAUAAGGGGGUUACCAUCCAAUUGGAAUCCCGAGGCGUGUACAGUCACAUCAACUGUGAAGUCCUGCAAGGUCACUAAUCUCCUAUGGGGAGGCCGUUCCUCCUGUGGGGUCUCCUUCUGACCUGGAGCACCCUUGGCCAUCUAGGAAGAGAGCAUCCCCAGGAAGGAGAAACGCGCGACGUGCAAAAUAUCUUUGAAAAGUGCCUCUUUUUUUGGUCCUCCUGAUAAGAUUUCAGGCAGCUCAAAAAAGGCAACGACAGCUAGUCCUCGGCUUACAACCAUUCGGUUAGUGAUCGUUCAAACUUUCAAUGGCUCUGAAAAAUGUGACUUGGACCGUUUUUCAGUUUCACACCCUUUGCAGCAUGCCCGGAGUCACGUGAUCAAAAUUCAAAUACUUGACAACUGACUUAUAGUUAUGACGGUCGUGGUGUCCCAGGGUCACGUGAUCCCCUUUUCCAAUCUUCUGACAAGCCAGAUUCACUUAACAACCAUGUUACUCAUUUAAGAACCGCAGGGAUUCCCUUAACAAAUGCGGCAAGAAAGGUUGUAAAAUGGGGAGGGGGUCUCACUCCACAUGUGUCACAUUGAACAAUAGAAAUUUUGGGCUCCAUGAUGGUCAUAAGUUGAGGACUACCUGUAUUCGGGGAGGGUAAAGUCUUUCUCUAGGGUGUAGAAAUCAAGGCUUGGGUAUAGGUGAUUUGGGAUGAUUGUAUCAGAAACCAAUCAAUA